Molecule: messenger RNA, 783 nt
Organism: Paralichthys olivaceus (Japanese flounder)
Lineage: Eukaryota; Metazoa; Chordata; Actinopteri; Pleuronectiformes; Paralichthyidae
Product: low choriolytic enzyme-like
Biological process (GO): proteolysis
Molecular function (GO): metalloendopeptidase activity; zinc ion binding
Source: RefSeq, a predicted model, not a curated record
AUGACUCCUGUUUUCCUGCUCCUCCUCUUCUUCUCCAUGUCGGCCAUGGCUGCAGCUGCAGCUUUAAAAGGACAAGUGUUGGCUGAAUCUAAAGGCGUCUCCGAUGUCAUUGAAAAAGCCAAUGCAGGCCUAACGAACCUGACGAGCGGGGACAUUGCCAUAGUGACGGACGUGCAGAGUAACGCAGACCCCUGCACAUCCGCAGGCUGCUUGUGGCCCAAGAGAAAAAAUGUUGUGUCUGUAUACUACAAACUCGAUUCUGCUUUCAACCAAGCACAGAAGGAAGGCAUCAUGGGUGUUCUGUCAUACAUCCAAGAUAACACAUGCAUUCAAUUUAAGAGGCACAGGAAGAAGAAUACAAACCACCUCAACAUCUUCUCUGGAGCCGGGUGCUGGUCAUACGUGGGCCGUCAGGGCAAUGAACAGUUACUCUCCCUGAACAAAGACGGUUGUUUGUACACAUCGAUCGUGCAGCACGAGAUACUCCAUGCUCUCGGUUUCCACCAUGAGCACAUGCGCUCCGACAGGAACCAGCACGUUAUUAUCAAUUGGGAGAACAUACAAGAAGGAAAGGAGAGAAACUUUAAUGAAGUGCCGACUAAUAAUUUGGGGACUCCCUACGACUUCGACUCUGUCAUGCAAUACUCCAAUACCGCCUUCUCCAAGAAUGGACAGCCCACCAUCGAAGACAUAAACAAUCCCAGCCAUGUCUUUGGAUACGCCCCAUCCAUGAGUCCGAAUGACAUCCUCCGCAUCAACAGGCUUUACCAAUGCAGUGAGUGA